GAGUUGCGCUCAGUUUUCCUUGGCCUGCGACUGCAUGCCGAUCUGACUCUCUCUUCCUGGCUGCUCUACUUCUUCUUCUCACUUAUCUUCUUCUACUCGCCUUCUCUUCUUUCCCCGCAUUUCUACUCACCACUGUCUUUCAUUCUUCCCCCCCGACACUUGAGCUCUGCGAUCCGUCAAGAUGAGCAAGGUAUUCGAUGCGGCGGAAGUCGCAAAGCACAACACAUCCGAAAGUUGUUGGGUAAUUCUCUAUGGAAAGGUGUACGAUGUAACCGACUUCUUAUCCGAGCACCCUGGCGGUGCCAAAAUUAUUCUCAAGCUCGCAGGUAAAGAUGCCACCGAAGAAUACGACCCCAUUCACCCUCCAGGUCUUCUAGAAGAGAACCUGAAGCCCGAGAACUUCCUCGGGACGGUGAAUGCAGACACACUCCCCAAGGUGCAAGCAGAGCCAGCACCAGAGUCCGCGCAGACAGAAGGGCCACCGCCGAUGGAGUCCCUCCUGAACAUGGACGACUUUGAACAGGUCGCUACCAAAAACAUCAGCAGAAAGGCCUGGGCCUACUACUACUCCGCCUCGGACGACAAGAUCACGAAACACUUCAACACAGAAGUCUACCGGUCAAUCCUCCUCCGACCGCGGGUAUUCGUUGACUGCACCAAGUGUGACCUGGAUACCACCCUGCUGGGUCACAAUCUAGGAAUGCCAAUCUAUGUAUCCCCCGCCGCUAUGGCUCGCUUGGGCCACCCCGCUGGUGAAGCAGGUAUCGCGGAAGCGUGCCGCAGCUUUGGAGCCAUGCAGAUCAUCUCCAACAAUGCCUCCAUGACCCCGGAGCAGAUUGUGCAAGACGCAGCGCCCGACCAGGUAUUCGGAUGGCAGUUGUACGUACAGGUCGAUCGGAAGAAGAGCGAAAAGAUGCUCGCACGCAUCAAGAAGCUGAAGGCCUUCAAGUUCAUCGUUCUCACUCUGGACGCGCCGGUGCCUGGGAAGCGCGAAGACGAUGAACGCGGGAAUACGGUCGGUGCGUCGGCGCCGGUAGCCAGCGCAGCCAUGGCGGCUGAUAAGGAAGCCUCGGGCUCUGAGGAGUCAGCUCAGUUAGGCGGCGUGGGCCGGCAGCUCUUCGCCGGGACGGAUCCUUCGUUGACAUGGAAGGAGACUUUGCCGUGGUUGGCGAAGCAUACAGAUUUGCCCAUCAUCCUCAAGGGUCUUCAGACGCACGAAGAUGCUUACAUCGCCUCUCUUCAUGCCCCUCAAGUGAAGGGUAUCAUCUUGUCGAACCACGGCGGCCGUGCGUUGGAUACUGCGCCUCCAGCAGUGCACACAUUACUGGAAAUCCGGAAGUACUGCCCAGAAGUCUUCAACAAGCUGGAAGUCUGGGUGGACGGCGGCAUUCGUCGUGGAACAGACGUUGUCAAGGCCCUCUGUCUGGGUGCCAGAGGAGUCGGAGUCGGCCGUCCGGCGCUCUGGGGCCUUGGCGCCGGUGGCGUUGAGGGUGUCAAGCGUACCCUGCAGAUUCUAUCCGACGAGACGAAGACUUGCAUGCGCUUGCUCGGUGUAGAAAGAGUCGAGGAUCUAGGCCCUCAACAUAUCAAUACCCGACUUGUCGAGCAACAAAUAUACGAUGGCCCCUCGGGCUUAGAUAGUGUACGGAAUGGGUUCCGUGCUAAGUUGUAGACAUUUCGACUAGUGCAGCAUUGUUUCCUGACCCCUGUAUCCGACAAGAACUUGUAAAUAUUUCCGCAAUAUGGAGGCAUGGUAGAUCCCGCCCAGCACAACAAAGUUUGAUUCUAGUGCAAAUGAAGCAAUUGGCUGCAGAGAUAUUGGGGCUUUGUUGCUGGGUCUGAGAUAAAGCCUGACAAAGUAUAUUGUAUACCAAGACGC
This is a messenger RNA of Aspergillus saccharolyticus JOP 1030-1, 1879 nucleotides long. Its product is annotated as FMN-dependent alpha-hydroxy acid dehydrogenase. The record is from RefSeq and is a predicted model, not a curated record. Bases 182 to 1672 code for a protein of 496 amino acids. NCBI's taxonomy places the organism in Eukaryota, Fungi, Ascomycota, Eurotiomycetes, Eurotiales, Aspergillaceae. The transcript is spliced from 5 exons. Gene Ontology annotation, molecular function: heme binding; oxidoreductase activity.